Pocillopora meandrina is the source of this 21383-nucleotide messenger RNA. NCBI's taxonomy places the organism in Eukaryota, Metazoa, Cnidaria, Anthozoa, Scleractinia, Pocilloporidae. The record is from the annotation of a GenBank genome assembly.
AUGAAGGUGUUCGCUCUUCUCUUGUUCGCUGGAGUUUCCCUUGCCCACUAUCGAGGUAGUACAGCUAUCUACUUUGUAUAUCUUGCAUAAAAAUGGAAGAAUUUUAUAGGUUAUAGAAUAAUUUUUACUUAAAAUGUCCCGGCUAUUCUUUAGUUCGCAUCUAGAGUCCUAGGACAGUUUAUGUAACGGUGUCCAGCAAAGCAAAUAGAGGUGCUUUCUGGACCAUUAACAGCUCAAUCUACUUGCAUUUUUUCAGCUAUACAAUGCGACAAAGAGCGGAAGAUAUAAAAAAUUUGCAGAACAAGCUACCAAGCAAUGUUAUAGCUAGAAGAAGCCCUCGAAGAAAUUUUUUUGGGAACGAUAAAGAGGCGGUCAAGGGCGGGGUUAAUCCAUUGCUUGUUGAAGCAAAUAUGUUCACCUCUUAGGGUACGAAUACCAAUUGAAUAACUUUCUUAUUGCCUGAUUGAAAUUCUUUUCGAAAAUUGCAGGUAAUCACGUAAGGCAGAGGGGUACCUUUCUACAGGAAACUCGGGUGAACGGUAAGAAUUGCUUACAAAGCAAAUUUUUUAAAAUUCUGUUUUGUUCCAAUGAUUGCGGAAAUUUUUGUCGAAAAGCUAUAAAAUUUAUCAAACAGCAAAUCAAUUCACUUGGCGAAACGCAGCUCACUUCCAUGUCAAUGAAGGCAGAAAAAAAAAGCUGGAUAAAAUAACAAAUCAAGCCAGUGCUUGCAAACAUGCGUGCUAGAGUCGCUCACAAACCUAAACAGCUUUGUUACCAAAAUUACUAAAGAUUCCUUUGAACUGUCACCGGAAAAUAGCAAUUUUCGCACAACAAAACAAUUUCACGGCCUUUAUUUAUAAACCUUGAUCUGCAAUUAAUUGAUUAGAUUUAGUGACGUUACAUGACAAUGCACAUUUCUUUCAUCGGUCAAACUUCACAAUAGAAAAAUGUACUUCGCUCGUUUUUUCUGAUUAACAGCAAUUAGGUCACGUUUUGAAUCCAGAUUGCCCAAGAUGCCUUAUCUUUUCAGUGUUUUUUUUUAUUAGAAAUGGAAAACAUCUUCAACUUAAGCAGUCGAGGUUCUGAGAAAAUGAGAUUUGUCUACCAGAGUCCUUUAGGAUCUUACGUUAACCUUUUAAUCCUUUGGAGUGACCAGCAUCUAAUUUCUCCUUACAAUAUCACCCCUGAAUCACACAUUAAAAUCACAGGAAUCAAGGAAAUGAUCACCGAUUAAAGAAGCUCUUGAUUUUUAAGCAAAUUCUCCUUGCCACAAGCUUAGAAACUGUGCAGAGAACAGUACGGAGAAUAUGCAUACUGAUGUCAGGGUGUGAAGGAUGAGAACAUCCGCAAAGCAUCUUCUGUUGGAGAAACCGGUUGAAGUCCCAGAUCUGAAAUAUGUUCUCCUUUCGCUCCAGCCAGUCGUAAAAUUGAUUUAUUUAAGUCAGAGCUUUCCAAAUUUCAAACUCAGUGAGGAACGUGACCCUAUGUCUACCUGACAUGUGUACGCGAUCUGCUGUUAUCAUUAUUAUGUACCUGAAAUACACCAGAUGUCAUCAUUUCCGGUCUUUAAACAAAGGAAGGACUCAAAUAAUAUAUUUUUGCGUAGGCGACAGAGGAAAUAUCAUCGUUGUCUCGGAAUAAAGGCUUCUAUUCAGAUAGCUCUAAGAAAAACAACAGUUUUCAGCUGAGCGUGAAUAUUCAAUUUCGCUGCAAAUCGCUUGACUCGUCCAUACCGGUAUUGAUAAUUUUAUAUUGCAGCAAAUAAGAUCAUAUUUCUGAUAUAUCAAUCAUAUGCGCGGUGUCUUAUCUUCAAAGUCAAGUAAUCACCUUACCUUUCUUUCAACAAUGCUGUCGUUUUUCCUAAAGCAAUUCUCCAAACCUGGAUCAAUCGUCCCUAAUUUCAUGGUUUGUUUUGUGAGCGUAAAAUGUAUUGACAAGAGUAGAUACGUGGUGUUCAGAAGACAACUUUUCUUUCUUUUUUCUCCCUUUUUUUCCUAAGUUGAAUGGAACGCGUGACAUUUCUUUGUGAAACUGAUAACGGAAGAGGCAAUAUUUAUUAUCCCCAGUUCCCAGCAGCAAACAAGUUACGCAAUCUGUAUCAAUAUGGCGUCUACCCCGUAAAUAGGACAUCAAAACGUCUGCGUCUCACUCCAGAUUUUCGCAAGAUGUCGUUCUUCUUUCUUAUGUGUUCCAACGAUUUUCCCAGGCAGGCGACAUUUCUAUCUGUUUAACUGAGAAUUAAUCCGAAGUGGUUAUUUCUUUCACGGAUUAAUCUUGAAUAUGUGACGUCACGCGCUCGGGUCCAGUCUAAGCCUCGCAGCGAUCUCACGGGCAUUCUCAGACUUCCUUCGUUCAAAUCUACUUCACGAGAGGGGUGGGUAGUUUUGCGUUCGAGAAAUUAAGCUAUACAGGUCGCGAUUCGAACUGAUUUUAAGUGUUAAGAAGAAAACAGCAUAGAUUUAAAAAAUUUUCUUUCUGAAUUUUAAACACGUUUACUCCUAAAUUGACGUCCAUGGUCCUCUGAAUUUUUAAAAGUAAUUCAAUUUGGUUAUCGAGCUAGGCUUAUCAUUGAACGAAAUAUUACAGUGGUAUCUUAAGCCCUUCCUCGGCUGAUAAGGACAUUAAAACAACUUCCCAUUGAGCGGCUUGCAAUUAGAUCUUAAAAAUUAAAGAGAUCACGUACUGAUGAACUAUUAACGAGGAUUGUCAACCGGCACGCGAAUUUUUUUAACAGCAUUGAACAUUCUCCAGACAGUGAGACUAAUGACCAGUGACCCUUUAAUCCUAUAGAUUGUCUAGCAUCUAGUUUCUCCUUAAAAUAUCACGCUUGAAUCAAACAUUAAGGUCAUGAGAGUAAAGGAAAUGAUCACCAAUUGAAGUAGGUCUUGAUUGUCAAACAGAUUCUUGUUGAUAGUACUACAGGACAUGUUUAGAGAACAGCAUGGAGGUUAACAAUAAAUAAAUCCCCCCAAAACGUUACUGAUUAGGUUUGAACGAACUUUACAGCAUCAAAACAAUCGCAAGUAAACUGUCUUUUUCGUUAAAUUUGAUUUAUCUUUUACUAAACGUUGCUACUACAAUUUUAACUAAGAAAAUGUCAUGAAGGUGAUUGAGUUGAAAUUUGGCACCGUAUUUUUGGUGUCAAGUUACCACAUAGCGACAAAAUCGAAAGGCCAAUUUCCAUUUUCUAUUAUGGUUUUUGUUUUUUCUUUCAGAGUACAAGAAAUCCCACACCUACACAUACGAGUAUGUCGCAUCGGUGAACAGCGGUUUCCCUGAAACGGAGGAGCGGUAUGCAGGACUGAAGAUCACGUGUGACACAGACUUUUACUUCGAGACAGACACUUUGGCUUAUUUGAAGGUUGGUAUUCCUGUGGUGUCUCCUGCGGUCAUGUAGUACCUUAUACUAUGCUGCACAAGGUGGUUCUAAGGGACCACUCAUUAUUUAUCGCCUUGGGAGGGGGAGGGGGAAGGGUCGCAGAGUUUUUUGAGGGGGGACUGAGAGUUUCAGAAGGAACGGAAGAGGGAUCAGUCAUGCUAACAGAGCGUUAAGGGGGGGGACGGCAAUAGAAAAUUGACUGUUGACUACUGACUGCUGACUGCUGAUGAUGAGGGGAUGGAACGCUACCAGCAUACUACAGGGCCUAAGGGGGGAUGGAGGGUUAUUUUUUUGUGACACAACCAAAAUCUUCUGACUUCUUUCCUCCUCCCCUUCUCGUGAUAAAUAAUGAUCGGUCCCAGUGUGUGGAAGAGACCCUAGUGUGUGACCAUUCUAGUGAAAGCUGGAAAUAAAAAAAUUCAUAUGGUACUAUUUAUUAUGUUGUUAAAGCGGAUCUAAGUCUGUAGAUGAAUCCCUGGUGCAAGGUCAUUUAAAUCAAAUUAUUCAAAUUUUUCUUUUCUUUGUAGAUAAGAAACCCAAUUCUGUACGAAGUGAACGUAACAUCCUUCGACCAAUCAGAGUCACACACUGUCUCCCCAGUCUCCAAUGAACUGAAGCCGUUGCUGGAACGACCACUCAAGUUUGAGUACAAAGAGGGAAAAGUAGGUCAGAUUUUCUGCAAUGACGAUGAGCCUGAGUACAUUUUGAACAUCAAAAGAGGAGUUCUUUCCAUGAUCCAUCACAAUUUCACCAAGCCUGAGUCUUCAUUACAUCACCGUGAACCAAGACUGUACAAGAACUGGGAGGUAAGCUGAAAAGUUUCCCACGUCCUUGAUGUGUUACAAAAUGGAUGAAUCGAAUAAGCUAUGUUUUGGUCGACUUUGGGUUGUUUCAACAAUGACUUCCGUUCCGCAAAUCUUCGUUUUUAGAUUUCCUCAUUUGAAACCUUUUAUGCGCAGACAGGAAAAACAUUUCGAGAUAGUGAAAUAUGCUAGUUGAAAAUUUGUGCCGUUAAGAAAUCCACCUUGUUUUCCAGCUAAUUGUAUUACGAUAAAACCUCCCACAUAUUUUUACCCUCUUAAAGAGUCGCUACAAGUUUUCAUUUACAUCAUUACGUUCCUUUCACGCAUGCUACACUAGUUUCUGAUCUGAGAGGCGAGGUUCCUUCAUGCGUUAGAAACCGUGGAAUCAGCUCUGGCAGAAAUUGUGCUUCUCUUGUAUUCUAGGCUACAGAUAUAUCAAAUAAAUUUUUCUUUCUAAUCUUUGCAGUUCAGCACUCAUGGAAUGUGUGAAAACCUGUAUGAUGUGCGUCACAACACACUGGAGACCAACACAAUCAAGGAAUUGCAAAUUACAAAGACCUUAAACCUGCACAGCUGCAUUGGAAAACCCCGCGUGUUUUCAAACGUACCAGGAAUGCGCUGUCUUAGCGAGGACUGCAGCGUCAUUGAUGAGGUAUGCAGGCAAAGACUUAAAGAAAUAAAAACAUAUCUUACCACGCCAUGAAGGAAGCCUUUGAAAUUGUUGAUCCUUUCAUGGCAGUUUGCAGGGCCUGUCUCAUAUUUGAACGUAGUUCAGAGCCUGCAGUCCUGGUUUCUCAGUAACAUCUCUGCAGCUCAUUGGGUGGGGCAUUUGUCUGGCUGGUGUUCAAAUUCCCAAAAAGAAAACAACAAAAAAUGGAAACUGAAAAAGACUGAAAAGCAGAUCAAAAACAGCAACAACAAAAAACAUCACAAACAGAAAAAAGAAACCAAACCAAUUAAGAAAACAAAAUCUGAACAAAAAGCAAAACAUGAUUUGGAUGUGAUGUUAAACAAGAAUAUAGCCAAUCUUUCUUUUUAAACAAAAGAAAUCCUCAUGAAGAUACAGCUAACAAGUAAACAAAAAAUAUGAGAAGGCAAUACAGAAAAACAAGCAGAAAACGAAAAGAAAAAGAAAAAAGCAAACAAAAACAAAAGAUGAACGAGGAAAAAAUCCAAAACAAAUAGUUAUUUUUAAUAAUCAUUGAAUUCCAUCACCCGGGUCUUCCUUUCUUUUCCAGCCCCUACAGAUCUCUGUGUCAGCAUCAUGUGAUCUUUUCGGAACCGAGGAACAAUUUGUGGUGAAGGAUUGUAGAACGAUGGGAAGAUACAUUUUUGCACCAACACAGAUGAAAGGAGAUGCCAGAACUUUGACCAAGUAUGUAGAUGUGAAAAGAAAUAACUUUAAAAUGAACUAUUGACUUGGCUUCUAGUUUACACUUUCCUCGUUACAAAUUUCUAAGAGUUAGGUCCAGAUUAUGUCAAGAGACAAGAAGUAAUGCAGUGAAGAUUUUAAAGUUUGGAGAACUGACAAAAUAUUUUUGGUCAGUCCAUACAAGCCUUGAUUAGGCGUCUGUUUUCGUAGAAUUAUAUUACAGUGUUUUUUCUCAUAUAUCUUGAAGAUGUGAAUCUUCUGCGACAAAAAUAAAUAAAAACUGUCUGCUGCAUUUCUAAAGUAUUCAAAAUCGCCUUCCAAAGAAAAAUAUUGAAAUAAAACAGGCACUGGAGUACGACGUCCAUUAACUAACUUAUUCAAAGUGAAAAAAAAAGUUCCCUUUUUUUUAAGAAAGUGGGUUGUAAACUCCAUCAGUAAUAAGCUACGAACUUAUGAAGUACUGCCCGGAAGCCAUAACCGAAAUUACACAAGAAGUUUCAGAGCUUCGCGACGCUUGUUUUAGAUGUAAUCCCUUGAUGGGUGGACAGAACAGGAACGCAGUAAUUGGUACCUUAUUUUUAAAAAUUGCAGAAUGAAUUUGAAAUUUUCUCGUUUUCAUCAAUAAUCUUUAUUUGCAGGCAAUACCUGAAAUUCAAGGAAGUGAGGUCUGAAUCGCAAAGCUGUAAGUAUUCGAUAAAAUACAGUUCUGAAAUUUGGAAAAAAAGAAAACUGAAUUAUUUACUUUUUAUUUCACAGAUACCGUUAGUGGUGUUACCGCUAGGACAUUGGAAAUGACUGUGGAUGAGGGGGAGGACAAACCAGAGACUGAGGAACAACGUACCCAGACUGCAAACAUGGUUAGUUCUAAGCGUUUCCAAUGUUUGCUAAGCCAACAGGACAAGAAUUCUGAGAGAAAUUUUCAAUUUAGGUGUCAAAAAUGGCGCGCUAUGAUUGAUGUAGAAAACUCGAGUACAGGAUGUCGGCGGUAGUUCACUACGUAUGACAUCACAACCAUGUACACUUGUUGUGGGAGGCAAUACAUCAUCACCAAAACCUGCUCUGACAACAAAGUUUAAAAACUUAGUUGAACAUAAGCGGUUCCAAAGAAAAUAAUAUUUUUCAAAAAAUCCUUUACCCUUCACACCCUAAUAUCAGUCUAUAUAUUCUCCAUACUGUUCUCUGUAUAUUUCCUAAGGUGUUGACAAAGAGAAUUUGUUUAACAAUCAAAAGUUUCUUUAUUUGAUAAUCCUUUCCUUUAUUCUCGUAGCCUUAAUGUAUGAUUCAGGGGUGAUAUUGUAAGGAGAAAGUAGAAGCCAACACUUUUAAAGGGCCACAGGGUCUAUAAAAGUUAGUUUUCGUUACUUCUUAAACAACAGAAGAAUUGAUCUAUUUUGUUGUUUUUUUUUGUUUUGUUUUUGCCGCAUAAUCAUGAAAGGUGACAAAAUUGAUUGACGACCUGAUCAAGAGCGUGGAGGAGAAUGAUUUGAUGUCUUGGCAGUUCAGUCGUUUGGUGGAAACCUUACGCAGGGCCUGCAAAAAAACUCUUAUCAAGAUCUGGGACAACUGCUACAAUGACGAGAAACGCAGGUUUGUCCAGAGAAAUCUCGAGUGUGAUCUUUUAGCAUGGUUUUUUAUUUGUCAUCCGAUGGUGCAACUUUUUAAAAAAAUUUUAUGAUUAUAUCAGUUAUGGGAUAAAUGAUUGUUGGACUUGUUGAUUGCUAACUUUACUGACUGACUGUUUGAUUUACUGUGUGACUGACUGUUCAAUGAAUGACAAACAGACAGAAGAACAAAUGAACUGACAGACUGACUGAAAAGCCGACUACAUAAAUGACUAGACUGAUCAAGAAGGUGAUUGACUGACACGCUGACAGACUGAUUAACUGACUGACUAAAUGACUGGGUGAUUGACUGACUGACUGACUGAUUAAUUGACUGACUGACUAACUUACUAACAAACUGACUGUGUGAUUGACUGAGUUAAUGACUGAUUGUAUAACUGAUGGACUGACCGGCUGAAUGACUGACUAACCAACUGACUGACUAACUAACUAACUGACUGUGUAAUUGACGGACUGAGUAGCUGGCUGACUUACUAACUGACUGACCAACAGAUUGACUGAAUUAAUGACCGCCUGGUUGGCUAACUGACCUACUGACUGGCUGACUUACAGACUGGCUGACUUACAGACUGAAUUUGAAUGAAUGACUCAUUGUCGGAUUGAAACGUUGCAACGUCUAAGAUAGGCGUUAAACAUCUUUCCAUUUGCUUUCCCGUUUCGGAUUGUAGGCAAUGGCUGCUGGAAGCUCUGCCUUAUGUGUACAAGGAGGAGGUCUUUGAACUCAUCUCAGAGAAAAUCAAGACAUUGGAACUGGACUCUGGGAGGGCAGUCUCACUUAUUCGUGGUCUAGCCUUAACUCCAAACCCAACAGAACAGAUGUGCUUGACCGUCGUGGUAAGAAAAAAGGCUUACGCUCCUGCUGUUUGUGCCACGAAAUACAAGACUAAUUAAAUAAUAAAAAAUGGUAUAGGUAAACUAGAAUUCAGCUUGCUGUCGUAACUCUUCCACGGAGCACGGUUUUUACCCAUUGAAAAUUGGAAUCUGGAGAGUUAAAUUUUGGGGAGUAAAGAAAUCCGAGUACCCGAAGAAAAAAAACCCUCAUAGCGGAACGAGACCCACCAAAAAACUCGGCUUCAGUGUCACUUCGGAAUCGAACCCAGGCCACAGGGAAGUGAAGCGAACGCUCCCACUUUCUGCCUCCCUGGUCCCCUCACUCCCUCUCUCUAAAGAAAACUUAAACGCUUUUUUCAUCUUUCUUUUUCUUUUUGAAGGAUCUCUGUUCUGGUUCUGUUGUCCAAGCAGACGAGACUCUGAAGAAAACCUGUUACCUUACUGCCGGUGCCUUGAUGCAUGACUUCUGCAAAGACAAGGACGUCACUUGCCUGCCCAACCAAGUGGCUGUAAGUUUCCUUUUGAUGUGAUGAUAACUUGUUUCUGAGUGGUUGAUCGUUGCGCGCCAGUCUUCAAAUCCUCGAAACGACCUUGGUAUGGAUGUCUGGAAUGCUUUGUCAUCGUUGUAGAAUGUCCUUGGUCACUCAGAAAUAUUCAUGAAUGGUUUUUGAUUGGAUGAUUAUUGCGCGCGAGAGUUCAAGUCCCCUUUUCAACCAACCAAUCAGAAAGGGCGUAGACGUCAUCUGUAAGGAAUUUCUGGUGCCCGACCUUAAACAUAGAAACAUUAAAGAUAAUAUUUCGAUAAAGUAAUUGAGUUUGAAUCAAGUAAGCAAUUUUUUGUAAUUUCAGGAGAUUAAGAGUCGUUUGCAGUACGCCAGUUACCGUGAAAAGAUCUUCAUCUUGAAGGGCAUCGGUAAUUUCGGUCACAGAGAUUUUUACCAACCUCUUUUGGAAAUUAUCAAGGACAACAGGAACUCUCUGGAAUUACGCGUCACAGCUGUGUAUGCUCUACGAAGAAUCGCUCCGAAAAUUUCACAAAAGGUAAUUCACCCAAUCCCCCACCCUUCCCCCCUGAAAAAUUAAAAUUCAGGUGAUGCAUUAUUGAUAUAUUUGUUACUGCUCGCCUCCUUCCCAUUCUCCCGAGCUGUAUUGAGGCUCAAGAAAUAAGGUCCCUUGAAAUAAUCGCUAGCAUUUACUAAGACCCACAGGAAAUCUAAAAAUCAAUAAAUUAUGUGUUGCGAGUUUUGCUGUAGUCGAUCAUUCAGGUAUUUAGUCAGCCAGUCCUUCAGUGAUGCAGUCAGUCUGUCAUAUAUAUUCAGUCAAUGUGUCAUAUAACGAGUCAUUCUGUCGGUCAGUUGAUCAAUCCGUGAAUUAGACAGCGAUGGUACUUUAUCAUUUUCCAACAAAAUAUUAAACAAAAACGUCAGGAAAAUACCUUUUCACUAACUGCGUUAAGAAGCGCAACUUGUAUCGGUUGACGAGAACUGCGAACCCUCUUGGUUUAUUGAAAUCUCACCCUCCCCUCCCAAGGUAUUGCCAGUGUUGUUAGAGAUCUUCCGUCAACCAAACAACGACGCCGAACUGCGCAUGGCUUGUUUUGUGAUCAUCUGCGACUGCAAACCUGGUCCAGCGGUGUUCAACUUGGUAGUCAAGCAGCUCUAUUACGAGCGCACCAAUCAAGUGCGAUCUUUUGUGGUGUCUUACAUCAAGGGGAUGGCUUUCUCCAGAUACCCAUGUGACGAAAAAAUGUAAGUUACAAUAACAAAAAUUCAAUCAUAUGACACGUGUUAUUGGUAAGAGAACACUAAUUGACGAGGUCUGGGCUCAGGAUGUUAAGAAAAUCUCGCAAAUAAGGUAAACUGCCGACACAAGUGGUUUGUCGCUAGAUUUGUUUUUACGCUCAAGAGACCUGAUUUUCCCGUUUCAUAGACAAUCAUCGUGUUCGUCCAAUUGUAACGUUCCUUUUUUCAGAAACCUAACCAAUUAGAGUGUAAUUCCAAAACUCUGGCAAACUGUUCGUGAUGAACAUGGAAAUCUUUUUUCGCAAGCAUUUUAAUAUAAACUUAAACCAGCACACAGUUAAGAUAAAGAUAAAUUUCAUGACGAAAAAGAGGGACAUCUAAGUAAAAAUGUAAAAACACAGACUUGAAGUGCGACGAAACAAGAGCGACUUGUCACUUGUCAAAAUUGGUUUUGUCUUUGCCUUUAGUAAAAUAACAGGAAAAGAACGCUGCGUUCAGCUUGGAAGUUGUUUGUGUAGGCAAAGAGUGACAGUUUUAUCCAAAAGGAAUUCCUCAUGCUAAGCGCGCGACAUUUCAACGUUUAAAGUUGUCUUGGAAGGAGCUCAGUCUAUGAUCGAUCUCCAUUUACCAUCUGUAUCCUCAAACCUGGUCAAGAAGCGAUUUUUUUUAAUCUUUGAUAAAAGGCGCUGUUUAGCUGACAAAGGCUUACAUUCAAAGUCAUGGCUAGUUAUUUUGUCUUAUUUCAGGGCUCAAACCGCACGAAUCGCUCUCCGAAUCGCCCUUCGAGCGCUUAAGAGAUACAAGAUAAACCCAGUGAACUCCAAAUGGCUCCACUUUGGCGACUUCUCCGGUUAGUACAAUAAAAAUUAUUUCACCAUAUGGCCCAAAAGUUAAUGUUUUUAUUAACACACUUCCAUGGUGUAGGUCUCCUUAGCAAACGGAAACAAAACAUAAAAACACGGAGGGAAAACAAGGUCAUAAACUGCAUAAAAGCGUAGAGAGGGGAGGGGGACGUUAUUCCAAUGACUUGUUUGAUUAUUGCGCAUACACUAAUGUCGUUAAACCCAAGGGGGCGUUCAUACAGUCUUGCACACACACCCCCCCUUUUUUUUUAACUAUGCACAAACACAUCUUUUGAUUCUCUUGUUCAUUUUCUUUCUUUAAGAUCUUCUCCAGAUGGGAAGUUCAGUUGAUCUUCGCAUGAUUUCCACGCCAUCAAGCUUCAUCCCGAGAGCUAUCAACUCUAAAGUCAAACUACACACUGGUAUGCUUGGAAAAUCUCUGAAUCUGUUCGAGGUGAGUUAAAGGAUCACUGAAAAUCUUGCUUUGCCGGUGAAAGAAGACUUAAAAUAGACCUUUCUGUAACAUAAUCUGAUUGAGUUGCGUGAAAUGAUCGCUAGAAAUGUUGCUUUGCUGGUGAUAAAGGACUAGCGAAAUGUUCCUUUAAAAAAAAAAGGAAAAAAAAAGGAAAAGAGGAAAACAAAAAGAAGGAAACACGAAACACUGAACAAAUUGAACGAUUGCAAGGACCGCUGACUAGCAGAUAAAGCCACUUCGAAGUUGUAUUUGGUGUCCCUCUCUUGUUUUUAGUCUGGGCACUGAAUUGAAUCCAGCUUCAUGAAAUGCAGGUCACGUUGUCUGAUUUCCUUGAAUUGAUUCGAAUCGAUUAAAGAAGAGACGUUAAGGUUUGAACCUUCAUGAACAAGUUUCAGUCAUGGGGUAAAAGAAUUUUGUUCCCUUCUAGACUGGCAUCCGUGGUGAGGGAAUCCAAGAGCUGCUCCAACGUGUCAUGGGACCAAGGGGACACUACAGCGAAGAUAAGAGUCUGUUUGGCUUGCUCAGACCGAAACGAAGCUUAGACAAGAGUCUGAAUGGGAAAGAAAUCAAGGAAAUCCAAUACCAGGUUGGUGAACCAGGUUAUCCAGGAUUAAAUCAUAAUGAUGCAGUGACACAAGUCAGCUAAUGGGUAUAUACAAUCCAACUAAAGAGAAAAUUUACUCACUUAACAUAGGUCCUUACCCUGAGUUGCGGCUUUAAGUCUGAGAUCCGUAUGGAUGAUACACUGACAUACUCAGAGAAGCCAACCAAAGCUCGGGAUAUCGCUUAAGGAUUACCCUAAGCAUGACCGUAAACCACAUUUCAAAAUACCGGGGUAGAAUUAAAAUUUAUGGCAACCUAACUCCAAAAUAUCCAAGCUAAAAUUACAUUACACAGACACAAGGACAUACCAGAAAAAAGGAAUACGAUCUAGAUAUCUAUGGCAAAGUCUAUGCCUGAGAUAGUAGCCUUGGCUCAAUAUUCCGAGGCGAGUUGUGCACAGCUAUAUCAUGAGCUGCUUUUCUAUCAAACAGCUGCCAACCGCUGAACAUGAAGAGGAGAAAGCCAAAGGUUCCUUCUACUUCAAAGUUUUUGGAAAAGAACUGUUCUAUAAUUAUUUCACCUAUGAUGACGUCAAAGAGUUAAUCGAAGAUGGAGUCAUCAGAGUUAGCAACGAUUUGAAGGACCUGCUGAAGAAAGGUUGGGAAAAAAAUGAAUCGAGUUAAAGAUAAAUUUCCUUUUUUUUUUAAUCCAAAGUGGGAAGAACUUUUCGAUGAGAAUUUGUCAAUGUUUUCCAUCUACAUGGAAAAAGCACAUGUAGCGUGACGUUCGCUGGUAUAAAUGAGGCUUCCAUGUCAGUUCAAAUGGCUAAUUUUUUUUAUUUUUUCAAAGGUAAAAAAUGGAAUAUGUCCAAAAUCCUCCGUCCAAUUGAAGUGAAGAUACGCCAGCCCUCGUGUGCCGGUCUGCCCCUGGAUUUCUCUGUGGACAGCGUUUUGUUCCUGCGUUUAAACACCACGGUCAAAGCUGAGGUUCAACCCCGAUUCUUCAUUCCUCUUCCCGAUCAAGUCACUCUUAGUGGAAAAUUGAACGUUAGGUAUGAAAAUAAGAACCCAGAGCGUUAAUUUCGAUGCUGAACUGAAAAAGUUAUUUUAGAUAAUUGAUUUUUAUGAGCCAUCGCUCUGCUCAUCGAUAUUUUGUUUUGUCUUUUUUCGCGUGCUGUUUUUCCUAGUGUUCUUCAUUCUUUGUGGGGAAAAAUGAAAGUAUCUCUGCCUCAGUUGGAGACUGGUAGCAAGCUAACGAUCCACACCAAUAUCACCACUGGAUUAGGUGGCAAAUUCCAGUGCAACCUCAGAAAUCAAAGCUACACCACAGAAAUGGACUUGCCGCAAGAGAGACAGGAGAUUUUAUCAACUAGGUAAGUGAUUUAUAAGCCUUUUAUGGACAGAUACCAAGAGAUUAAAAAAAGGUUUAUAAUCUCUUGCACUUACUUAGAACCUUUUCUCGAAAAUGGUAUAUUCCUUUUCCCCAACCCCCCCCUUUUUAUUUUUUUCGCACAACUGAAUCGUUAGGAGGGAAGAUUGAUGAAACUCAAGUUCAGGGAUAAGAUUGUUGUUGUUUAUACCUGCUGCUGUCACCGCUUAGCCGAAAGUUGCUUUCUAUUACAUCUAGAGAUUCAAGUUUACCGUAUGGCAAGUGCUUUGGGUUAAACUAGGUUCUGUGUGCCUCUAUAUUUCUGAGUCCCACCACCCAUUUUAAAGCGCUUUCAAUCAAGACUGAGUCGAAUUUGAUUUAAUCACCAGAUGUACCUUAAUUGAAUACCUUUGCAAAAUGCAAAGACAUCCCCUAAUCUUCAACUUGUUUCAACUUUCCUUCCAAAUCUUUCAGAAUUGUCUUGAUAAUAAAUUCCAUUUUGUUAUUUCUUCUCAUUUUUCAAUCCUACGGAUGUUAAAUGGUGUCCUGUUAUUAAGGAUAUCAAUUUUGUUUCUCGUUGUCAGGAAAAAACUUUCACCUUAAUCAUUGUUUUUGGUUACAGCAAGGCGAGCAACACUUGGCUGAUGUACAGGAAACCUGUCACAGGUUCCAAGAAUUGGUCUUCAGUCUACAGGAGCACAGAGCUGGACGGAUUUGAAAUCGGAGAAGUUACUGAGGUAUGCAACUGAGGGCAGUGUAUGUCGCUCUAAAAAAUGUGAUAUGAAAUAAAAUAAAAAAUCUGACCCUCCUAACAUUUGGAUCCCUUUAACCUCCAGUGUUGGCCAAAAGGUCUUGAGACCUUUUCUUCUAGCUACCUCGGGAACGUUACUAAAUGGUUCUGGUAUUGCUCUUGUAACAAUCUUCAAAUAUGCCGUACAAACGGUACCCCUUCCUAGAAAAAUGAUAACAGCGACUGAGAAGAUUCAAAAGCUGAAAAUUAACAUUUUAGUGGGCAAACGAAUGAAUAGUUGAGAUAACGCGUCUAUAGAACGUUACAUUUAGCUUUCCUUACUGGUGUCCUUAAUAUUAUUGCCAAGAUUUUACCUCUACGUGUUUGUGUCAAGAUCUCAAAAAAUGGUUGGCGGCGAUGGUGGAGAAGGGAACGGGGGUACUGGCUCGCAGCGCUUUUUUAGACGUCCCUUUCGGUUUUUUAGGGUUUUAUGCAACUAUGUUACUUUCUGUGUAGCUUUCCAACUGUGAAUUUCUUUGAAACAAAAAGGUUUGGUAGAGGAGAGGUAAAGAAUGUUAUUUGUGUGUAGCUUUCCAACUGUUGACUGUUUUUCUUUAAAACACAAAAGAUUGCCAGGGGACAUCAUCAUCAUCGCUAUGCCAACUGGACUCUGAAGGCAGGCAAUGGAAAAUACCUGUCUGUGAAUGAGCACAAUGAACUCGUCUUAAGCGAGCUACCUACUGUCUUCAAAGUCUACUUUAUCGACGGAAAUCAUCAAUUUGUGAAACUUUUUGUCACCGGAAAGGGAUUCGUUAAGGUAUUUUUAAAACUCAUAAUUUAUUGCAAACAAACAAGUAAUUUAAUUCCUUAGCUACGUUAGCGGGUCCGAUGUUCUCCAGGUUUAUAUUGCUUUACAUCUCGUCACGCACGUUGCGUGCAGUCACGUUGCCUAUUAAUGGGUUUGGUUAAACCGCGCAGCACUGCGUUCAUGCUUGGUCAUGUUGUAUUUUGUAUUUAUAAUAGACUAUCAUGUUAAGUGCCUCAAGUGUUAGUUAACUUCUAUUUGCGUUACCUUGUGGCGGAUUGCAUUACGGCACGUCACGCGGUGUGACACUUCGUGGUGCUGCACCAGGCUGCUUGAAUCGAGUUCAUAGAUAGAGCCUAUGCGUUGACAUGCAUAGCUGGACUGCAUAACUAUAACACCUCGUAUCUAUCGUGCAUUUUUUUUUAUUAGGUGAGGCCAAAUUCCCAAGGGUGUUUAGAGACUGUGCAUGAUAAUCGCUACCCCAAGCUCUUCAAGAUCACAUUCGUGAAUGGUCGCCGUCAUGUUCGCCUCGCGACAGUUGUGUAUAUUCACAAAGAUGCAUCCAAGAACCCUGUGGAAUGGACCCGCGCAACCGUCCCUAUGAACACGGAUCAAGUCACGUUAUUCCAACACAUGAUCGAAGAUAUUGAGCCACAGAAGGGAUAUGAGGAGAAAUGGCGCUAUAUCAGUGACUUGCCCUUGAAUUCGCCUUCGCAUAAUGCUGAGAAGAGUGACGGACUGCAUCCGCGUCAUAUGAAAAUCGUUUUUGUUACACCUGUGGGAAGCAAGCUUUGUUUGAGGCCGAGCCAAACCAAAGAAUCUGUGCUCUCUGUAAAGAGGCAUCACACAAACUCGAGCGUAAGUGUCAUAGGAAAUAUAUAUACUCCAUUUUUCCAAACCGCCUUAGACAAAAGCUGAUAUCAAGUGGGAAUGUUUGCGGCAUCUCGCUCCUUUCUUGUGUAACAUUUAGCACUAUUUUAAAUAAGAAAGAGCAGCUAGUUUUCAUUUGUAUAUGCCUGAUAGGAUAACUUUUCUUGAAUAGAACAUCCCCGUAAAAAACUAUAGCUAAAAGUAUCCCGCGGCGAUAUGAACAAAUUCAAAAGAGACUUCAUUUGACUUAGAAAAUAGGAACAACAGCAGCAUUCGUUUAAAGCAAGUAAGUGUCUGAAUUUUUUUUACAUGUUCCCGCAGGAACUGUGCUAUGGCAAACAAAUGCUUGGUUUUGAUGUGUGCUUGAGUGGCAGAUACAUAAUGCCACACAUUCCCCACCCUCCUGCUUUCCCGUUCAGCGGUCCAGCCAGGCUCAACAUCUUCGUCCAACCAAGCAGAGAUCCAGCUCAGAAAAUCCAGCUUAAGGUAGCAAAAGAUCAUCAUUAACAACAUUGUCUUUUUAACCUUAUGUUAUUAAUUUGGUCGAACUGUCAGUUUAAGUGAUUAAUUUUCAUCACCCUUCAUCAAUCUUUUUAAUUGAAAAUUACUUCAAUGCAUCUUUUUAUAUUUACGAAAUACUGUUUUGUGUACAGACAGACCUACAGUCAUCACGUGACAACCAAACUUACUCGGCCCUAUGAGUUUCAUAUUUUCUUUGGUUUGGGGCUCCGCUUUUGGGAGAGUAAUGAUGCAAUGCAAGGUCCACUUGGGUUUUCAAAAUGAAUGUCACUAUAACCAUCAUUAAUUGCCUUUAGUUUUACCGUCCUUGGAGUGAUCAUACGUUUUGGUCGAUCAUUUAAUUCCUUGAAUAAAAGAUACGUUUUCCCAAUCAUAAACCGUCUAUGGGGCGUUGUGACGAACAUUUACGUCUAUUAAGCAUCAUUUAGCAACUUGUGAAGCUCAAAAAUCCACCGUCCUAAGAUCUAGAAGUAAGAUCUGAAAAGAUUAGAAGUAAGAUCUAGAAGUAACUCCUCUGUAGGUUCGAAGCGACCUCAUUCUUUUGAUAAUUUGAAGAGGCUCUUAAAUUAUGAUAGGUACAGAUAUUUUUGGAGCAGUAAUUGGGCGCUUUUUAUACUUCAUUUUCACUGAUCUCAUAUUUGACUUAAUUUAUUGUAGUUUGGCAAAGGAGACAGAUUCAAUGAACACCUAAAGACAUGGAAGGCCGGAAUUUACCUUCAAGGCACAAACCCUGAGAAAAAAAUUGAGGCUGACGUCAGUUAUGACGUCGACAAUCAGAGGACUGACGUCACCGUCGAUAUCCAUAACAUGUACCCAUGGCUGAGGAAAGUUUGCAUUGUCAACCAAGUGACCAGUAAUGAUGAAGUGGAGUUCGACUUGAGAUUUGGUGAAAAUUGCCUCAAUGAUUAUGAAGUGCAGGUAAGCAUGGGUGUAGGGUGGGGUGAGGAUGAAAAGUUGCUGUGAUGCAAGAGAAUACUAGGUGAUAUUCCCUCGCUGUGAUUGCGCAUGCGUGUCGGUUGGGGCCGCGGAUGGAAAAUAGCCGUGCUAAGCACUCAACUGAAAAUUACUACUCACUCAGCAUUAAAUAUUUCACAGGAAAACGACUUCUGACGAAGCGUCAUUUCUCUUGACGAGUUUUUUUUUUUGGAACCAAUUUUUCUUUUAUUAUUUUGAACAUUUCAAGUCCGUAAAAUCAAGAGGACUGGUCAUCAUUUGUCGGAGGGAGGGGAGGGGGAAAAGAGUUUGGAGAACAUUGGCUGUGUCACGAUAGAAUUGACCUGAUCCCCCCCCCCCCCCCUACCCAGGCUCUGUAUGACCCCCCUUCCCUUCAUCGGUAGUAAAUUGACUGAUACCCCCUCUGCUCCUCCUAAAACCCAUGUGAUCUCCCCCAAAAUCCUCCACACUCCGUCCCCCCUCUCCAAGGGGACAAAGAAGGACUGAUACCUGAGGCACUGGAUACUUAUCGAUAUACUUUUGCAACAUCACCCCAACCUUUCGCAUAAACGAUCGCCAAAUUUAUAAAUUUCGUAAUGAUAAUUUCUCGUUAGACCCGUAUCUCCAUCAAAGAACCAAGCCGCAGACAACUGAACAUCGUGACUUCUUACAACAAACUGCCAGAACCAGUGCUAAUGAUGUGCUACAAACUUCUGAAAAAGUUUUCUCAGCGCUAUUAUCACAGGUAAGGGUGGUUUAAUCUUCUGUCUAUGGCUUUCCCUAUUUGAGUUACGAAGAAAACUACCCUCUAUAUUUUAGGUGAUUCCUCGGGAAAAAAAAAUUUUAUCCAACAUUUCUUUUUAAAAUUUUCCUCAAAUAUUUUCUACCAAUGUCUGCUUCGAAAAAUGUAAUUGAAAAGAUAGGUCACCGCGAUUUUUAAAGAGAUGUGAUGAACCAAACUUACCCCAUUCAUGUCUGUACCGGCGCUAAUCACGUGCGUCUUUCAUCGGUUCACGGUACACUUUAAUUUAGCGGAAGCAACGGUUUUUAAAGAAAGACUCGCAAAAAAACUUGAAAGGUAUAUGAUUUGUGGAAAAAUCACGCAAUUUUAAACGUCAUCGACCCAAAACGUCCUUUUUGUCAGCAUAACGGCAGAAAUGAUGCUAUAUCGCUGGGCAUUAGUCUAUCCUUUGUAUCGGUAUCUCGCUGAAAUAAUGACUGAGAUCCCUUUCACAUUUGAAUCGUUUUGGUUGGAAGAGGAUUUAUUAUGAAACGACACUGAAAGAGCAUUGAGAAGUUCACUGGUAACGUUUUCUGUUUCCUUGCAGGCUCAGCGAUUGGGAAUUUGCUAGGAACGAGCCGAACAAAGUCGAAUUUGUUGUGAAAUUUCAAACUGACCAACUUGUUGAUCUUCAACUCAACACACCUUCUCAUGUGAUGACAAUGGAAGACGUCGAGUUCAAGAGCCAAGGUUUUCUUCCUCGGGGAUCCAAUUACUACAACACAUUUAUGCAUGUGUCUACACGUGAGUGGAGUUAUAAAGAAUAUAUUCAUAUUAAUGAAAACUUUGAAAAAAUUAACGGAGACUGUUCCCACAGUGGUGGUUUCCUUUCAUGCCAUGUAACCUGGAACAAGCCAUCACUUUGAUCAUAUGCAUGACUCACAUUUUGUUCAUUUUCAGCGGUUUGCACCGUGGAGCAGGACACUUUGAAAACCUUUGAUGACGUCGAGAUCCAACAUACGUUACCAGACAGGUGCAUGCACGUGCUGGCCAAAGACUGCACAAAGAACAACUCCUUCAUAGUACUCAUGUCCAAAGACACUCGACAUCCUGAUAAGAAGAUCAUUGAAAUAUUAGUGGAGCAGGAAAAGAUACGAAUAGCACAUUUGGGAAGCGCAGGAUAUCAGAUUCAGGUACGCAUUUAUAUUUUCUCUAAUUUCUUUUGGUUUCCUUAUUUUUGCCUCAUUUUUUCCAGACAUCCUUUCUUCGACUCUUCUGCACCUUUACCCUCGAUCUUAAUUCAUGUCGACUGUCACCAAUUUUCCCUGUUUUCAUCAACCAUCGGCACUCAACAAUCGACUUAUCAUGCCGACUAAAGAAUUCCAUCACGAACAGAACGACCUUACUUUAGUAGCUGAUCAAAACUAGCCAAUCCCUUAUGACUUAGUUUACGUGAUUCUUACAGUCGGUUCCAUCCUGGCAAUGCGGCCAAUCUGUUUUCACGAAUCAGAAUUAUAACACUUCACUGAGAAGCAACUUCUCAAAACCUCGGUGACUGUUAUCAACAGCCGCUAUCUUCAGAGUCACCCUUACAUGGACGAUCAGACCACACAAUCAGCCAUAUAUUUUUCAUCAAUCUGAUUCCUUUUGCAAUUCGUUUUGAUCUGCAGGUCAACGGAAAAAUCCAACUAAAUCGGCCGAUCCGCCACAAGAACAUCGCCACCAUAAUCGAAGAACCAGCAAGCGACAAACUUCAUGUUUUGUGCGAUAUUGGUCUUCAAGUAGAGAUCGUGCGUGGAAGCAAAGUAUGUGUUAAAUUAACAUGCUAAAGCAGCUGCGCGAAGAAACCUGAACAUUGCCUUUCUUGUAGCGUGAGAGAAUGAAGCGCCUGCUGCGGGCGUCUUCCCCACGUCUUCUCCCCAGACUUUCAUGCGCGAAAUCACGUGGGAAUUUGUGUGAGCGAUAUAUACACGCCCCCUCACGCCUGAUGAAGGCUAUGAAAUCGUGCUUCACGCGUAAUAUAGUACAGGCGCGUUUUAGAUCGUUCGAGAUUAGACACAUGCCAUUUUAUUCAUACGCCAAAUAAAACGCGCACAUCUGUUUUCCUCAUGCGCUAGAGAGUAGAAGCGCGCACCUUUCCUCACGAGUUCACGUGCAUCUUUUUUCCCGUGCGAGGUCAGUCAUUCGCAGUUCACUUCAUGCACGAGACACGCGCAAUUUCCAGCACACGUGAGUUGAGAUGCGCGUGUUUUAUACCCUGCUAAGUGUUAAAUUCUACUCAAUUUUCUUCCUGAUUUUCUUCUGAACAGAUUAAUAUCCGUGUAUCGCGAUACUAUUUCGACCGUACUUGUGGCAUGUGUGGUGACUGUAAUGCAGAACAGUUCCGUGACCUGAAAACCCCACAAGGCAAAGUAUUCACCGACUCUGAUAAUCUGAUGUAUGGUCGUAUGUGGAUGGUGACCAUGGAUACUUGCAAAGGUAUGUACACAAACAACAUCUUACAGUCUCUGUGUGUAUUGGGUGCGGCUCGUUCUAAACCUCUACGUUGACAGUUGCGAAAGAAUAGGAAAAAAGAUAUAUAACUUCAAAAACGCACGGAAAUACGGGGAAAUACAAACGAGGGCAGCUUUCUCCCUUCGUUAGAAGCUAUAGACAUGAGGGCCGAAAAGAAGGGGAAAUGAACGUCUGCGGGUAUUUACUACAAUCUGCGCUUUUUUUCGCAGCUGGAUGUAACCUCAAGAAAGAGUACCUCAAGGUUGACAGAACCAUCAACGGUGAGAGCCACGAUUGCUACCCUACUAGCCCAGUCCUCCGCUGUCAUAAUGGUUGCCAGGCUACCAAAACCAGGAUGACAUCAUUCCCUAUGACUUGCGUGGAGACUGGAACUAAGGAAUCACAGAAAAUAUCGGCUAACUUGGGAAAACCCAGUUUCGAUUUGACCGGAAGUGUCGUGUACUUCAGGGAAAAUCUGGAAGAGGAAACAGAGUGCAACUGCAGUAGCUGUCAGUAGUGAGCACCCAUUCUCAAGGGAAUUUGACCAAGUUACCAGGAAGUGAAACGGACCGUUACUAAGGACUGAUUUUAAGGCUAUCGCACAUUUAAUUUUUUUUAUUGAUUACUAGGAAAGAAAUUGCUCAAUAACCUCGUGAGAUUAAAACAUUAAAAAGUUUUGUUGCAUUUUUUCCCCUUCAAGUGGCAGUUCUUUAUAUCAGUUUUAAAUAGUUGCAGCAAUGUUUCUCUUUUAUAAAGAGUAAAAAUACCUUAAGAGAAUUAUGUAUUUGAUAACACUUGAGUUGUAGAUUUAUUUUGCGCUCUUCGUAACUUACAUUUCUGUUCAAGUGUUAGUUUCUCUCUAUCUCUUUUUUUUUUCGUUAUGUUUUUGGGUUUUUUUUUUGCAAGUUUUCAAGUAUACCAAUAAGUAAUCAAUAGGGUGCCGAUAAUAAAUAAAAUAAAGUAUGAAUUUGUCUGCCUUUUUUCAUGAUAAAUUCUAAUGAGGGUAGGAAUUCUUCCUUUGCCAGCUUCGUGGCGAAACGUGUGGAAAAACAAGAAUGAAACUUUCAAAAGGCACAGCUCCUGAGUGGGCAGAGAAAAUCCCUUAUGAGUAUCAAAAAAGAAUUUUGUUAAUUAUCAAACUCAAAAGCCCAUUGACGAAUUUCUGUUGUUUCGCCAUUCUUGUCUUUUUAUGUCUCCCAAAAAGAGGUUUUUAAGGGCAUUUAAUGGCGCAUUGGAAGGGCGAUCAUCAGUCGUCUUGACGUGCAGUGGAAAUUUCCUCUGAAUAUUGAAACAGUGGAAUUUUUAUAGUGAGUUGGGAAACAAAGGAUAGGUCAU